Molecule: messenger RNA, 1422 nt
Organism: Stylonychia lemnae
Lineage: Eukaryota; Ciliophora; Spirotrichea; Sporadotrichida; Oxytrichidae
Source: the annotation of a GenBank genome assembly
AUGGCUGUCGACACUGUUGCUGCUCUCUCUAAAGAGAUCGAAAAAGAGUUACAAUAAGUGAUGCAAACAUAGAGUUUGAAAUAAUAAUAGAAUUCUUAAUCUAUAAUGAUGCCACAGGCUCAAACAAUGAUGCAACAUCCGGGGUCUACUGCUCUAUAAGCCAGUUCUAUAGCUAAUAUGAAUUCCAAUAAUACUGCCACUAAUAAUUAUAAUGGAAAUGGCAUUAGCAAUGGCUAAAACUCUAAUAUAGUUCAUGGUAACCGUGCUAUUGAUUAAUAGUUAAUGCCUCCUCCCUAGCCCAGGAUUAGAGUAGCCGCAUUUGGUUAAGAGCAGAGCCCCUUUCGUACUUCAUAAAUUCCACAUUUUGAACCUAAAAUUGAACCUCAUAAUUAAAACUUUUAUAAUGCAAAUAAUGCUCAUCACCAUCUAAACUCGACAAAUUCACUGUAGUAAAUGCAGACUUAAUCUAGUCCCGCUCUAUCCUAAGUAAAUAGCAACUUAGUAAAAUAGGAGCCUACACAAUAUCCCUCUAUUUCCUAGUCAACUACCAAGCACACCAGUUAUUAUUCUGUUUCUUAAAAUGCACAUAAUGCCAAUACCCAGAAUACGAAGACUAUGAAUUCAUCAUAGAUGUCAACUCAGAGUUAAACUCAAGUUAGUUAAGGGGAUCUUGCAAAUUUCACUUAAAAUCCCUUGAAUCAAAAUAGUUUUAUAAGACCAAGGCACAUUGUACUUGGAUAAUCACCACUUUCAAAUCCACAUCAAAGGCAACAAAUAUAAGUAUAAGUACCCAAUUAGUAAUAAGGUGCAGCAAAGCCAGCUACUCAAAUAAAUUUAUCAGCUUAGUAAAAGGACCCAACCUUACAAAAUAUUGUUGCUACUUGCAAUUUUGGUUGCAAACUCGAUUUAAGAAAAAUAGCAAUUAAUGCACGUAACUGUGAGUACAAUCCAAAAAGAUUUGCAGCUGCAAUUAUGCGUAUAAGGGAGCCAAAGACAACAGCACUGAUCUUUUAAUCAGGUAAAAUGGUAUGCACUGGUGCUAAGUCUGAGGAAAUCAGUAAAAAUGCUUGCAAAAUGUAUGCCAAAGCAGUCAAGAAAAUAGGCUUUGAUGUAAAAUUGCAUGAAUUCAAGAUCUAAAACGUGGUAGCUUCUCAUGAUUGUGGUUUCCCAAUUAGUCUUGAAAGUAUUAGUCACGAACAUGAUAAGUUCAGUACUUAUGAGCCUGAACUUUUUCCUGGCCUCAUAUACAGAAUGCAAUCUCCCAAACUAGUAAUGCUUAUUUUCGCAAGUGGUAAAAUAGUAUUUACUGGAGCUAAAACUAGAGAACAGAUCAAAGAAGCUUACUAAAAUAUUGAUCCUGUUCUCAGAAAGUUCAAGAAAAAAGGAGUUGGCUUUGAAAAGUUCUCUAAAUAAAAAAGCUGA